Molecule: messenger RNA, 873 nt
Organism: Aspergillus uvarum CBS 121591
Lineage: Eukaryota; Fungi; Ascomycota; Eurotiomycetes; Eurotiales; Aspergillaceae
Exons: 2
Coding region: 1-873 (290 amino acids)
Source: RefSeq, a predicted model, not a curated record
AUGGAAGUGUGCCGUCUUCAACACUUGCCUCAGAUAGCAGACUGCAUCCCGGUUGUUCAGCUGCCUGAAAUUGAGAGCCUCGUGGCGGAUGUCGUUCUAGUUGAGAACAACAACAAUAACUGUGGCGGCCAAGGGGGGAACAACAACCGCGGUGGGAGAGGUGGUGGCUUCUUCAACAACAAUAACAACAACAACAACAAUGGAAACAAUUGGAAUAACAACAAUAAUAACAACAGCAACGGCAAGAACGUCAAGAAGAACAAGAAAGUCAACUGGUAUCGCCCACUCCUCGACCCCUACGACUUCGAAGACAACUCGACCAGGCUGUUGCAGGGCUGGGGGUUUGACGGCAGCAAGGUCCCGGAGCCUGAGGAUAUAGAGAUGACGGACGCACCUCCGCUGGUGUAUCCCGAGUCAGACGAUGAUAUACUGAUGGGGGGCGUCUCCGAUAACGAGGACCCUGAUACCUCAAGGGGGGGCUGGUCCUAUUUGGAGUCCGAUUCGGAUACCUCGGUAGGGGAUCAGUCGGCUUGUGGUGCACAGGGGCGGAGAUUGUCUGAUUCAGAUAUCUCGAUGAGAAGUUGGUCUGAUUUGGACUCCGAUACUUCGUUUGGAGACCGUUCUGACUCGGUUACUUCAGUGGACGACGAGCAGUCCGACGCAGACGACGCGGAGGGCGUCCGUUUUGAGUUGUACAAGUCGUGUAAAGACCGUCCUGGUACACCAGUUCCCUCGAGGAAAUCAAGCUCGAGUUCGGAAGCCUCGAGCCACUCAUCGGAUCCGGACUACGUCCCAGACGAUGAAGAGGAGGAGGAGGAUGAAACACUCGAGCCAGGGCAACAAGCCCCAAGCGACCUUUUUGGACAGAUGUAA